CUCUUCCGACCAUUUCUGCGUGAGUCCGACAGUCAGGGGCGCUCUCGUGUUCUACCGAGCCUUCUUCACCCAGGCAUAUGGCACAUUCAGCCUCCUUUCUUUCUUCUUUUUGUGUCCCCACAACUCUUUAAAAAUUCCGCCGAAAAAGAGAAGACGAUUUUCCAAAUCAUUCAGGCCGUUAUCUCACGGCUCCCCACUCUCUCUGCGAGUGUAUAAGCGCUACCCAGAAGGCCUAGGGGAGGCCCUCUACCGCGAGCUGUUCGACUUCAACGCUGAGCCGCCUUGGGAUCCUAGUUGAUAGCGGGAGAGGACCAUCUCCCACGUUGUCCAUUUUGUUGCAUACCCAGAAUACCCCAGCGGCUCAGUAAACUCUCUAUGAUUGUCGGAUUUGCGGAAUACGGUUGAGAUGAAAGGAUUCGUUGAUGCACCAAACUACUUCAUUGAACUACUUGAGGGAGGAACGACCCUUGAAAAUGUUAUUGACAACCACAUAUAUGAACAAAAUCUGGCUGAAAAGAAUGCAUUUGUUGUGGCCGACCUUGGGGCCCUAAUGCGACAGCAUGUUGUCUGGAAGACCACCAUGCCUCUCGUUCGACCCUUCUACCCAGUCAGUUGUAACAGCAGCCCUGUAGUCAUUGAACUUCUGUCUGCACUUGGUGUGGGAUUUGUCUGUGCAAAUAAGGCUGAAACUACAUUGGUACUCAGUCAUGAUGUCCCUCCUGAAAACAUCAUCCUGUCUGGAGUUUGCAAGCAGCUAUCACUGAUUAAACAUGCAGCUAAGACUGGCAUCAAUUUUUUGUUGUGUGAAAAUGAGGCAGAGCUUCGAAAAAUUGCCCGUGCACAUCCUGAGGCCAAGCUUCUGCUUCAAGUGUCUACUGAAGCACAGAUUGAAGAAGCGAGUGUGACCAUCGGUUGCUCACUGAAGGGCUGUAGACACCUUCUAGAAUUGGCCAAGGAGUUGAAUGUCAGUGUGGCUGGAGUCACGUUCCAGGUACCAGCAUCAUGCAAAGAUCCCCAAGCAUACACCCAUGCACUUUCAGACGCCCGCUGCAUAUUUGACAUGGGGAAGGAAUUCGGCUUUGACAUGAACAUCUUGGAUAUUGGUGGAGGAUUCAGUGGUUCAGAGUUCCAGCUGAAACAGGUACAUUCGGUCAUCAAGCCCUUGCUUGAGGCUUAUUUCCCCUCAGAAUCUGGAGUGAGCGUCAUUGCUGAACCAGGAAAUUUCUUUGUGUUUUCCUGCUUCACCCUGGCUGUCAAUGUUAUUGGCAAAAAAGCAGCAUACCAGGAUCUCCAUACCAGCACUCACGAUGAGCUGACCUCUAGCGAUGCACCAGAAUUUGUGUAUUACAUGAACGAUGGUGUUUAUGGAUCUUUCAUGGGGAAGCUGUUUGGAAAUAUUAUCUCCACUCCUUCUGUCCACAAGAUAUCGCUCACCCUAGAUGAGCCAGUGUUCUCCAGCAGCUUGUGGGGCCCAUCGUGUGACCCACUGGACCAGGUGGUGGAGCGUUGCCUUCUCCCAGAGCUCGCUGUUGGGGACUGGCUCAUUUUCAGCAACAUGGGGGCAAGCGGUCAGGACGGGCCAGCAAGCUUCAGCGACACAGACCAACCACCUGUGUAUUACACCAUCUCCACAGAUGACUGGUUUGAGAUGCAGGAGGCUGGAAUUUCUCUUGACGACACCAUGAAAAACCUCUCAUUGGUCCAGUUUGGCCUGUAACACAGCCAGUCUCCGUCCACUAACCACUGGACAUGUGAAUAGAGUCAACAUUCCAACAGUCAUGGGUGGAAAAAUGAUGUUCGUUUUGGUGUGGGGGAGGAAAAAACAAAAAUAGCUUGAUGUUACUGGUCAAAACCUAACCGAUUGACAUUGUUACCUCAGUUUCUCACAAAAAGGCUCACUUUGCUUAUUGCUCAAAAAGAAUGACAAACAAAACAACAUAUAAAAUAACAUAUGCAACAAAAUGGAUGACUGUGGAGAUGGCACCCAAAUCCUUGGGUUUCUUAAUCAAACACAGUUUACACAGAUGUUCAACUAAUUUAAUUUUAUUAUGUAUACAUAUAUAGAUAUAGAUGACCUACUAAAAGUCUUGUAAAUGAGUUGUCUGUUCAACAAAGAUGCAUUUGUCUCAAAUCAGGAUAGCGUUAGAUGCACAAAUAGGACCCUUAUUAGUGUGUGAACAAGUGACAAUUGGUUUUGCAAUCUGUCCUUUUUCUCUUUCGCAUUUUACAUGGUUUUCUAGAAGUAGGGGGCUUUCAUGUCGCUCCUCAUGCCAAAUUAUGGUUUCCUCAUUACAUGUGGUGCGUCACGUGACAGUAUUUCCAAAGGUUAUAUAUAUAUAUAUUUCAUAGUGCUCUAUGGUUGAGUGUGCUGUAAUAAUUUGCAGUGUCCCUUUUAAAAGAUUGGCAGGUGUGAAUUGGUUUCUCUAUUGUAUAUUUUUUAAAACUAAAAACCGAAAUCUGCUCUGAGUUUUUAGACAUUUAACUUAAGGACAUUUCACCGCAAUCGGAUUAAAUGCUGCAAGGCACUUGCUCUCAAUCUAAAACAGUCAAAUCAAACAGUGUGUAUUAUUUCAGAUCCAUGUUUUACCUCUAGUGUGUCUAGCAUGUCGUCUGAGUUUGAUUAUAACAGCUGUUUUAUAAGAUCAUGCCCCUUAGUGAUGAAAUACACCUUUUGUCUGAGGCACUAAUGGACCAUUGCCUGUUUUUGACUGUAAAAUUGUGCUUGUAAAAGUAAUUAAAUCUUAAUUUAAUACA
Danio aesculapii is the source of this 2754-nucleotide messenger RNA. RefSeq names its product antizyme inhibitor 1b (gene azin1b). Gene Ontology annotation, molecular function: ornithine decarboxylase activity; ornithine decarboxylase activator activity. The transcript is spliced from 12 exons. Bases 407 to 1717 code for a protein of 436 amino acids. Gene Ontology annotation, biological process: positive regulation of polyamine transmembrane transport; negative regulation of protein catabolic process. Lineage: Eukaryota; Metazoa; Chordata; Actinopteri; Cypriniformes; Danionidae. Gene Ontology annotation, cellular component: cytoplasm. The record is from RefSeq and is a predicted model, not a curated record.